Messenger RNA from Helicoverpa zea (corn earworm), 1203 nucleotides. RefSeq lists its product as uncharacterized. The record is from RefSeq and is a predicted model, not a curated record. The transcript has 2 exons. The coding region runs from base 1 to 1167 and encodes 388 amino acids. Lineage: Eukaryota; Metazoa; Arthropoda; Insecta; Lepidoptera; Noctuidae.
AUGAUCAGGUCCUCCAGGCCAUCCUAUGGUGAUGACGCUGUGAGUUACGUACAGCUGAAACGCGACGGCGAUUUGUGUGUGGUAAAAUGUAAAGUCUGCCCAGAACACAAAGUCCACGCAAAAUUGUAUGGAGUAACUUUAAUAGUAGAUGAACAGGAAGAGGCCGUGAAGUCUGUAGCAUGUAAUGAUUGUGUGGCUUCCCAAGGAGGCUGUAAACACGGCAUAGCCUUCCUAAUGUGGGUCCAUCGUCGGAGUGAGGAGCCAUCCUGCACAUCCAUACAGUGCUAUUGGAUGAAAUCGCGACUAUCGAGGGUUGGUUCCACCACGAAAUUUAUAACAGCCAAAGAGUUAUCCAAUGGCAGACCCAGUGUGCCAUCAGAUGAAGAUGUAUUUAAAAAGUUUUUAGAGGAAGGGAGAAAAAGAAAACUUAGCAACUGCGAGUUACUUAAAUAUCAAUCUGACUAUGUGUUUGACCAAAAAGAAAGUUUGUCUAUGCACAAGUUAGUGCUGAAAUAUAAAGAAGCAUCUUGUGAUAAAUUUUUGGAAAAGGUUACAUUGACCGAUGCUGAUAUUGAUAGCAUUGAGAAAGAAACUAAAAGGCAACAUGAAAGCAUCCUUUGGCAUGAGUUAAGAUAUGGCAGGGUAAUAGCUUCAAGAGCAUUUGAGUUUAGUCGUUGCAAAACCAGUGAUGGCACUCUUAUCUCAUUAAUAAUGGGUGGGAAACUCCCUGACACAUCAGCCAUGAAGCGUGGUAGAAUAUUGGAAGAUGAAGUAAGGAAAACAGUAAGUACCAAACUGGGAAAAAAAAUUAAGCACUGUGGAUUAAUGUUGUCUAAGAACUAUCCUAUGAUAGCAGGAUCACCUGAUGGUAUCUGUGAAGACAGUAUUAUUGAAAUUAAAUGUCCCAUGAGUGCUAAAACGUUUAAAAAAUAUAUAGUCAAUGGUAAACCAACAAUUAAGUUUUAUGUGCAGAUGCAGCUCCAAAUGUACCUUACAGGACUUAAAAAAGGCUACUUUUGUGUGGCUGAUAGCAGCUACAGUGCAAAUAAAAAUGUAGAAAUAAUAUGUGUUUCAUAUGAUGAAAAGUAUGUAUUAAAUUUUCUAGAUGUUAUAGUCUCUUUAUGGAAAGAAAAUGUAUAUCCAUUACUAUACCAAAGUUCUUUGUAAUAUUUAAGUAAAUAAAACACAACAUUAAAACAAAAA